This is a messenger RNA of Fomitopsis serialis, 1975 nucleotides long. RefSeq lists its product as uncharacterized. The transcript is spliced from 9 exons. The record is from RefSeq and is a predicted model, not a curated record. Lineage: Eukaryota; Fungi; Basidiomycota; Agaricomycetes; Polyporales; Fomitopsidaceae. The coding region runs from base 238 to 1893 and encodes 551 amino acids.
UGGUCGCGUCUUGGCUACUUUACUGGAAAGCCGGGCAUGACAAUAUGCACCCUCAUGCUCAAGCUCCAGCGCAACGCAACUUCACAGAGUUUCCGAGCCCUUUCACGUAGAAUGUCAAUUCAAUGCGUCGGCCGCUACAACGCAAUUGAACUGGGAGGAAUCGAAGGACGACGACAAGAGCCUCACCUGGGCACUGAGAACCCUCCAGGAAAUCUUCGUUACGUCUAUAGGCGAAAGAUGACCUGUGCUACGGAUGAAACAGAGCUGUCUUCUUUUUCACCGAAUGGAUACUUGAUGGCGCUCCUUCGGCCUGUCGCAGACUUUUUCAACCAACUACACUCCGCUGCGGUACUCAAAACACCUAUGGAUGUCGUCAGCGUCGAACUCGGCGAUUUCGUAUAUGGGGCAACUUUUACGGCUGAAGAUUUCAAGGCUCAGAAAGUCACUGCGCCCAUCAUUGUAUCGCUGCUUGACGACUUGUUCAACGCUCACGGCGAGCUGACUCCUCUGGUUCAGUAUGCUCUCUCGAAGGCAGUGGAGUAUGCGCCAUCCGUUCCCUAUAUCAUUGUGACGAACUUCAAGGAUAUCGCCAUCUUCCCACUCCCUAGCUCGUUCCGUCCACAGUACGCCUUCAAGUUCGAGAGGGUAUCGACGGACCAACCUUCAUUAGCUCUGAGGAUCAUCUCUGCCGCAUAUCUUAGCGAUGAACUCCCUCGUGGCCGCUACUUUGACGUGCCCAGUUUCAGCAGGCCGCCAAAGGAUCUGAAUCAGCCCUUGCUGUCGGACGAAGAAGUCUUUGCAACCUAUCAUCGCAACUCCGAUUUCGACAUCGCAACGUUGGUACGAGACCGCGCGAGGGCCCUGCAAUUCUUCCGUUGGCGUACACACGUGCAAGGGCAAUACACCAAGCUUGUAGCUCAUCGUAGUGACGCUCUCACAGCUGUCACAAACGAAACGGGGCUGUUUCUUCCCGAUGACUUCGGCCCGUCGUUAUACCCACUCGACACUGCUGAGAUCCCUGCAGACACGGCGACACAUCUCAAGUCAGUGCAGCGCGAAUCACCGCUCGCGACCGCCGGGAUCGCCGCCGCUUUCGAUCGAAGCAAGUCGUUACGCACGAAGUACGGCAUAUGUACCGUCUACCGCUGUCAAUUCACCUCUAUCGACAACGAAGCAGUAGUAUCGUCGCCAACGUUGUGUCUCAAGCUAUUCGACGACCGGUUCCAGCCUUUGCAGAGUCCAUACGACAGUGACGCGGACUUCGACGAACACCACGAGCAUAUUGUUCAGUGGUUUGACGGACUUUGCUCUUCUGAGACGUACGCUCUUAACGAGGGUUUUGCGUAUAAAAAGCUUCGGCCUGUACAAGGGUCGAUCGUUCCUUGGUUUUAUGGCAUGCACCAGUUCACACUGCCUAGCGGGAUAGUGCUGUACGGCCUACUGAUGGAGUACAUCGAAGGCUGGGCACUGAACUCGGACUUCGUGCGGAAUCUGAGCGCUGACAGGCAAAUCAACAUGAUCCGAAGCUGCCGACAUGGAGCCCGCAUCCUGGACCUUGCCGACGUCAGUCAACGUGACUGGCACCAAGGUCAGAUCAUCCUUACCCAGAAACCCGGCACCAACAUCGAUCAUGCCAUACUGAUCGACUUCGCUUCGACGACCCAAACAUGGGUGCCCCACAGACCCAACUAUAUUGCAAACUACUUUGGUGUUUUGCACGUCUUGUUGGGCAGGCAGGGAGACGUUGCGCUGGAUUCGAAGCUCGUGUGGGAGCACUUCGGAAAGCCCGAUGAAUGGGACACAACGUGGGCAUCUAUUCCUACGGUUCCGAACGGGACAGAGUUCAGGCAAGUGGAACCCGCAAAUUUGUUUCCGUUCAUUUCUUCUGCCUGAGUAGAUGAUAUGUAACACUGAAUACGUCGUUUGCUGCUCUUGGAGCCUCCACUCACUGAAUACACGGAUGGUUCUCAUCUAA